Xenia sp. Carnegie-2017 is the source of this 1457-nucleotide messenger RNA. RefSeq names its product cAMP-dependent protein kinase regulatory subunit-like. The record is from RefSeq and is a predicted model, not a curated record. The transcript is spliced from 15 exons. Lineage: Eukaryota; Metazoa; Cnidaria; Anthozoa; Malacalcyonacea; Xeniidae.
AAGAGAUGAUCGAGGAUAAGAUCGACAACGCAAAAGUCGAAUCACUUUUUGAUCCACUCGAUUUCAAAGCUUUGAAGGAGACACCAUUAGGACAGGAGGCGGUCCACUUGCUUUCUCUUAAUCCAACAAGUCGUACAGCCGAUCAGAUUCACACGGCAAUGAUGGCCGUUAAAGUGAGUGUUCCAGCGUUUAACGAAUACCCCUUGAAGAUGCAAAGACAGUUGAUAUCAGUCUGUUGGUAUGAAAGAUUUGAAAGUGGACGCACCAUUAUUCGUGAAGGACACCAAGCUGAAUGUUUCUACUUUAUUUUAUCAGGAAAAGUGUUGGUCUACAAGACGUUCGACUUGAAACCAGGUGGCAAAGAGAAAAUGAAGAGAGUAGCUCGCCUUGAAAAAGGAAGAAGUUUUGGGGAAUUAGCUCUGUUGCAUCAUCGACGUAGAAACGCGACGAUUCUCUGUAAGGAUGAAGUAUCCUUGUUAGCCGUUGGAAGGAAGGAUUUUUGUGAAAUAUUUAUGAGUGGUGAAAAGGGAAAGGAACCAGAGCAUAUUUCCUAUCUCAAUUCAACUUCUACCUGCAGAUCCAUACCAUACUUGAAGGAUCUUCCACUCGAAAACCUCGUUGAAGAAAAAGAUGCUUGCCUCUUUCACUAUUUCAGAAGAGGAAAGGUUAUGGUAAACAAUAGUGAGAGCGAUAGGAUCUACAUAGCCAAAACGGGUUCAUUUCGAGUCUUGACCAGGAUAUUGAAACGAAAACUUGACAAUCGACGUUCUGUGAAUCAUAUUCCGAUGUCAGCGACCCAAAAUUUUCCUCUAAUUUCGAUGAAUGAGGUGAAAAGAAUGCGAACUAUUAGUCGAGAAUAUCGAUCUAGAAGAAUUGCAGCACUUCCACCUUUGUCUGGUGAAACAACAUCGUUUGAUAACUGUCGCAGUAGUGACAAACGUCGUACACAAUUGUCAACCUUGGCUAGCGCGGUUCCGAAUAAAAGCAAGUACGUCGUCGUUCAAAUUGAAGUAUUGAAACCAAAAGAUCAAUUUGGGUUAUCCUCGGUCCUCUUCGAUUCCAAAUCUGCUCGAUGUCAUUUGGUGAGCAAUGGUGGAGAAUGUAUUCUGAUAUCAAAGGAAUGGAUAAUUUCUCAUGCAAGUGAAACAACGUUGAAUAAAAUGAGAAGACAGAUUCCUCAAUAUCAUACCCAAGAGUCAAUCCAACAGCGACUCGUGGAUCAAGCUAACUGGAAAUUCUAUAAAAGCCAAACUUUAAAUGAUAUUUUACAAACAUAAAACCUUUAAAAGAGAGAAUUAAUGUAUUUCAAUGGUUGUCAUCAUUUUUAAAGCAUUUUUUCAGAUUUGUUUUUAUUGCUUAAGAAUAAUUAUACCUGUGCUCUAUCUACUCCUCGUUAUAUUUAAGGAAAAUUACUUAAAAUAACUUAAAAUUAAAUACUCAGAAGUUCUGUUUGGCCA